Molecule: messenger RNA, 592 nt
Organism: Drosophila subobscura
Lineage: Eukaryota; Metazoa; Arthropoda; Insecta; Diptera; Drosophilidae
Exons: 2
Coding region: 16-591 (191 amino acids)
Source: RefSeq, a predicted model, not a curated record
UAUCGGAAAUUAAACAUGAACCCCAAAUUGUAUUUUAUUUACUACACGCUUACGGCGGAGCUCCUCCUUCUGUCACAGCUACUCUUUGUGGAUGCCAGAAGUGUCUCCAAUGCUCCAACGCAGCAGCAGACGUUCCAGGAGAGCAGCAGAAAGUUCGAGGGAAGCAGCACCCCCCUGAGUAGCAGCAGAAAUAGCACCUCAAAGCUGAGCCAGCAGAAGAACUCCACAACCCUUUCAGUGUCCACCGAGGAAACUGCUGCUGCUGUCUCCGUUUCUGCAGCGGAAUCAUCACCCUCCACGGUGCAGCACUUGCGUCGCAAGAAGCGCGAAACUCACGUGGAUAUUCCCUUUGAUUUCUUCACGAAUCACAUGCACUGCGACUUCGAUCAAACGGGCACCUACAAGAUACUCGACUUCUUUCCCUUCACCUGCAUUUGGCUGCAAAACAAUAGGCACCACCACGAGGGCUGGUUCCGCAUCUACAUGCAGGCACAGAUGGAGGCAUUCUUCUUCGGGCAGUACUACGAGCGGCUGCGACGCUUCGAGCUCGAUCCGCACACCUUUGACUAUCGGGAAACGGAAAUAAUCUGAG